This is a messenger RNA of Colletotrichum destructivum, 2632 nucleotides long. RefSeq lists its product as uncharacterized. Bases 1076 to 2299 code for a protein of 407 amino acids. The transcript has a single exon. The record is from RefSeq and is a predicted model, not a curated record. NCBI's taxonomy places the organism in Eukaryota, Fungi, Ascomycota, Sordariomycetes, Glomerellales, Glomerellaceae.
CUUCUCCUCUCGUCUCCCUCUCUCUCUCUUCGGCAGGGUUAAGCUUCGUAACCUUACUCAAGUAGUGGCUCGAAACCCCGCCUUCUGGAGCGCAGAUUCCAGCAAGCCCAUCAACCCAGCCAGGAACUGGGACCAAUCGUCAAUGAAACUAGAAAAGUCAAAAGUGGUGUCGGGUCCAGCGAACAUGCCUCCCAUGCUUCCCCCCAAUCUCUCCAGAAACUCUACUCUGUAUUGCCGAGUCGAAGCCCGAUUCUCUUCCUCAUGCUCUCCCUAACAACAACAACAACGACCACAACACCCAUGGGUCAUGGGCCCGGAAGCGGAUUAACCACAGUCAAUUGUUUCAAGUAGAAACGCGCAGCCGACUGACGGGGCGAGAUCGGGAGAUGCCCUUGUCUUUUGCCGGUCUUUGCCGAUUCGCACACUGUCUAUCUUCUGAAUCCUAACAUACCCACGUCGAGUGUCGAUCACCCCCCAGCACAGCCCUGUCAAGCGCAAUCACCGUGGCUGAGGAGCAGGCCGAGAGACCUUGGCCAUUGGGAUGAACCACCGCUGUUGGUCCGUUCCCUGGCCCGCUCUAGCUUGGCAGAUGCACUUUUAUAUAAUUAGCACCGGACGGACAAGUGUGCCAGUGACCCGUCCCUCUCUGUCUCCGGGGGUCUCUGGCCUGGAGUGGAUAACGGAUUUGGCUGCAGUUGUGGAGUUGCAAUAGCGCAGACUUUUUGCAGGAGGGGAAAACGACAAUCACGGAAUAUGACGGAUGCUGUUGACGUAGCUGUUUCGUUGAAUUAGAUAGAUGCGGUGCCCUCUCUCUCCUGCCGAGGACGGGGGGGCCGCGUGGUCACUCGUCCUUCGUCUAUCUUGUCUUGGAUCGAGUUGGGCUCAUCUCCGGCCAGUCCAUAAUUCGAAAGAGGUGUCCUGCCAUCCAUCCCUCUCGCUUCUCCCAAUUGCCGUUGAUGCGUCUGUGUGAGUGCUAGAGAGCUGCUGAAAGAGAAAAAGAAAAGAGAAAAAGAGAGAGAAAGAGAGAAGUCGACGAAACGAGAUCACAACUCGAAAUCUGAACCUCCCGAUCCCAAUGCGCUCCCACUCUGCUUCCGCCUUCGGGCUCCUUGCCGGUAUGCUACUAGCAGCUGCCGGUCCGGCCGCCGCCCGGCCGGAUAUCUAUGCCCGGUCACAACAGAUACGACGACAGAACGCCCAAGACUGCCUGGAGGACUUGGAGGACAUCCUGGACAACGCGCCAACGACGUCCAUGUCAUGGGGCGCCACCGCCUGCGACUACACUUCGACGCUCUCGGGCGCCGAGCUCACGGCCACCUACGCCUCCUUCAGGAACCGCAUGUCCUCCUGGUACACCGAUGACCUCGACGACAUCACCAAGCUCGAGGCCAGCUGCACCCAAUACGCCUCCCUCUUCAGCCAGAUUAGGUACUGCUACGUGACCGGGCCCGUCCCGACCGUCGCCACUUCCACGACGGCGUCGUCGACGGCUGUGAUUAGGACGACGACCAGCACGAGCACUGGGGGGGGCGUCUCGACGGCAACGGUGACGACUACGGCGACCCCCGACGGUGGUAGCGGGCUGGACGACGGCGCGAAGGCCGGCCUCGCCAUCGGUAUCAUCAUCGCCGUCCUCCUGCUCAUGUUUUUGGGGUACAAGGUGUUCAUGAAGUACCGCGAGAAGCGACUGGACGCCGCCGCCGCCGCCGCCACCGCUGCGGCAGCCACGACAAACGGGAACGUCGGGCCGGAGAUGGGAGGUGCGGCCGCCGCAGGUGCAAUGGGAGCGGCGGCGUUGGCGGCGGCGAAGUCAAGAGACGAAGGCAACUCGGUCCACGCAUACAAGUCGGAACUCGGCGGCCAAUCGCGGCCCAUGUACGAGCUGGACCCGAGCUCGAUAUCGGAGCUCGACCCGGGAGCGGCCGUCGCGGUGCCGAGGACGACCGGCGUCCACCGGCACUUCGCCGAGCUCGACCCGACCCAGAUCAGCGAGCUGCCGGCGGACAACUACGACCCGACGCUCAACGCGAACUCGUCUUCCACCUCCUCGCCGCCGCCCGCGUACGUGUCGCCCGUGACGGAGACGGGAACCCACAGCACGCUCUACUCGGUCGUCUCGCCCGUGUCACCCGACUCGGAGGCCGCGCGGUCGCGUCAAGGGCUGGGCAUCUCCACCAUCUCGGAGGCGGAGGGCUCACCAGGCGCCGACGGCCACGCCGAGGCGACGCCCUCGGGAUGGACGAGCCAGAAUACCGUACAGCAGGGAUUCGGGCGCGGCUGGAUGCCCAAGACGGGAUGAGAGGCUCUAGGGACGAACGGGUGGGUGAGUGAGUGAGUAGCGGGCGGGACAAGAAGAGAUUGGAACACUGUACAAGUGACGGGUUACGGACGGCGAGGAAGGGGCAGUCAUUUUAUGCUUUUCUUUUGGAAUCAUCAACCAGUAAAGCGGUCAGCCCGGCUGUCUUCUUGGGUCCGGCAUAACGGAUAGCCGAUGACCCCGGCGCCUCUCCCCGACGAACCGAGGCCUGUUCCUCAAAACUGUUAUCCUUAUGGUAGUCAUGAUUAACUACGUGUAGCUUUAGAUACCCUUCUGACGUAAGAAAGAAACAUGCGUCAAUCAUAUAUUUGUUAG